AUCCUUUUAGUUACCAUGUGAACUUUUCAAUCGCCUGACCAGUGUGACCUUCUGAGAUCGUUUUUCAACCAUCUUGGUCUGGUCAUCGAUUGGAAGAGAAUAAUUAAUUAUAAAAGAGAAUAGAAAAAAAACAAUCAACCAGUGGAAAAGAAAAUGUUUCAUGUGAUCGUCAAUUCAUCUAAAUGUUAUAAGUGACAUUCUCUCAUAUGUAAUUAGUGCCAUCAAAUUGUUUCCAUUAUGUAUCCUGGUACAUUUUCAGUGUUUAUUUUGACAUCUUUUCUCUCUCAUUUACUAAUUUAAUCUGAAUUGUUUACUGUGAUUGUUUCGUUUGCAAUUAAUAAAUUACCGUGAAACAAUUGAGGAUAAUAUUUGCCACCAACUUUCGAGAAGCUCAUUCGCUCUCUCACCCGUCAUAUUGGCUUCAAGAGGUAACAACUUAAUAUAAUUAACAAGACUCAAAUUCUAUUCUUUUUUUUUCUCGUUCUCUCUCUCUCUCUCUCUUGUUUCGUUUUGUUCUUUACUUCAUGUGUUUUUUUUAAUUGAAAAAAGAAGAAGAAUUGUCCACAAUACCUCAAGACAAAGAGAGAAAAGAAGAAGAGAGAGAGAAAGAGAGGGAGUAAAAUUUUCGCUCCAUAACUUUGGCUCCAAGGAUAACCAUCAUUCUCAUCAUCAUUAUCAUUAUCCACCAAUCUAUUAACAUAAUCGUCAUUGGUAGACAAAAGCUUAAUCUUGAGAGACCUUAAGCCUCCAAGGAAAAAGAAGUUCUUGAAAACAUCAAAUUCAAAUUCUCUUACCAAAGCUUAAGUUUAAAAGAGAAGAUAUUCUUUUUGCUCCUCCAUCUUGUCUCUCAUCGUUUUCUUCUUCUUCUUUUCUGUGGUUCUUACCUUAUUUUUCCCUCUACUUUCAUCUUCUCAUCAUCUUUCUAAUCCAUCAACGAUUCUUAUGCAACUAAACAUUUCCUUCUGGCCAUUGACUGAAGUUUCCUCUUCAUUGAUCCAUCGUGUUUCUUUUCAUUAAUUUAAUUUCAAAUUAUGUCCACAUUAUCAUCUUCAAGAAUCUUGUGGUUACCUCGAAGACGUAAAAUUAAAAACUAACCAAACCAACAAUCAACUUGAAAAGAAGAAAAUAUCGACAACAAUUAACGAGUUCCAUUGGUGGUAACAGUGAAUUUCCAAGUGGUUACUCCACCGCCCCUCUCAUCUCAUCUCAUCUCAUCUCUCUCUCUCUCUCUCUCUCUCUCUCUCUCUCUCUCUCUCUUUCUUUCUUUCUUUCUCUCUGUGUUUAUUUUUCUUUACUCUUCAACAUCUUCAUCUACUCCAGUCAAGAAAAGUUCCCAUGAAGCUAGUAGACAAUCACAGAUGAGCCUUUCUGUCUCAUCUUGGUCUUCAAUUGCGACAUUUUCUCUUCAUUACCUGUGUCAAGUUUCACUAAAGUGAAACAAUUGGUCCUCUCUCAUUGUGAAUUUCUUCAUCCUGAUAAAUUGUCACACAAAUUCCAUAGACAUUAAAACUCAUCAUCAACAAGUCUGGAAACUUGUCAACAACAAAAUCAACUGUGUCUUAUUGUCAUUUUGUGUUCUACAAGUGAAAAUAAAAUUUAUCAUCAAGAAGAGGAAAAAAAAUCAAUUCCAACUGACAAUUUGAUAAACUUUUUCUUUUCUAACAAUCACAUUUGAUUGUCACUUUCGUUAUGAAUCAACAUUAUUUCCCUCUGUUUUUACCUGUGAUAAUUAUUCCGUUUAUUGCCUCUUGCUUCCUAUGGUCAGUGGCUAAUUGUGAUAUAAGCUCUCGGAAUGUUAAUAAUAAUGAGGAUAAAAAGAUUUGCUCAACAAAGGCUUGUAAAGAAACAGCUGAUCGCAUCUGGAAUGGUAUGGACACUAGUGUUGACCCUUGUGAUGAUUUUUAUCAAUUUUCUUGUGGUAAUUGGCUUAGAAAAACAGUUAUUCCCAAGGAUAGAAGUUGGUGGUCAGUUUGGGCCUUAUCUCGAUUAACAUUGAAGAAACAAUUAAAAAAAUUACUAGAAUCAAAGUACAAUCCACGAGUUCACAGGUCACCGGUCAUCGGUAGAUUACUUCACUUCUAUUCUGAAUGUAUGGACAAGACUCGAAGAGAUGAAGUGGGUGUUGGUUCUUUGUAUGAAAUACUCGAUUCAAUCGGAGGUUGGCCUGUGAUCAACAAAUCAUGGGACAAAAGAGGCUACAGUUGGUUUGACAGUUAUGUUAAAUUGAAAAGUCACUUGGGUGCUAAUUAUUUGGUCAAAGUUUACAUUGAUGUUGAUCUGAUGAACAACACUCAGCGUGCAAUUUAUCUUGACCCACCAGAAUUGGACAUAAGUAUCCACGAGUAUGAGUCUCGGACAUUUGCCAAAGCUUAUAAAAGAUACAUGAGAGACAUUAUUGAACUUUUACGAGUUGAUAAACUUUCAAAGGCUCGAAUUGACUCAGAUGUCGAGAAUUUAUAUCAAUUUGAGUAUUCACUUCAAUCCCUAAUUAACACUGGACUUCUACAAAAAGAUCAACUUAAUCCUUAUCGACGAAUGACCAUUUCGGGGCUAAUACGAGAGUUUAAAGGGAUUAACUGGCGAACCUUAAUGGUUAACUUGUUUCGUUGGUCAAACACUGACCUUUCUGAAAGCGAUGUUUUCAUCAUUGAAAAUCGUGAUUACUUUAAGCAAUUAGGGAGUCUUCUUCGUAAAACACCCGAACGAACCAUAGCCAAUUACCUUGGUUGGAGAUUUAUUUUGGGCUUUGGUGAUUAUACUGUGAGUCAAUUCCGUCAGUUGAGAUUUAAAUUUCAAAAAGCUCGAAAAGGAUUAAAAUCACCAGAAAAAGAUUGGGAAUUUUGUUAUAAUCAAUUAGAUAAUUAUUAUCACUUUGCUAUGGGUCGUCUUUACAUAGACAAUUAUUUCAAUUCGACUAAUAUAAAAAAAGUGGAAACUCUUGUAAGAUACAUUAAAGACUCUCUAAAGGAAGCUUUCAAUAAACAGACUUGGAUGGAUCCACUAACCAGAAAGAAAGCUAAACGGAAGUUAAAUAAUAUGGUCUCUGUGGUCGCUUAUCAACCAUGGAUUCGGGAUAAUGAACAAUUAGAAAAAUUUUAUAGUGAGCAAACUGUGAUGCCAGGUGACUUCAUUGGAACUAUAUUAAAAUUUGAAAAAAUCGAUGCAAGUAAAAAGGUUCGAGCUCUUCGUUAUCGAGUCAAUCGAUAUGCUGUUCGUUUGUCAGGACCAGCAAUAGUCAACGCUUUCAAUUACAUUGAUCUCAAUUACAUCCAGUUUCCAGCGGCCAUUUUGGGUCCUCCAUUUUUUACUAGUGAUGUUCCGGAUGCUCUCAACUUUGGUGGCAUCGGAAAAACAAUUGGACAUGAAAUAAUUCAUUCUUUCGAUGACGAAGGUAAACAACAUGAUAAAGAUGGAAAUCUUCGUAAUUGGUGGUCACCAGGUUCAACUAAACGUUAUAAUGAACGAGCUCAAUGUUUCAUUGAUCAAUAUGAUCAGAUGGUCGAUCCAGAUACUGGAUUAUCAAUUAAUGGGAUUAAUACGCAAGGAGAAAAUAUUGCUGACAAUGGAGGGAUUGACAUAGCUUUCAAUGGUUAUAAAAAGUUCAUUAGUCGCUCAGUUUCAGCAAGAAAUGAAAGAUUACCUGGACCAAUGUCUUCUUUCACAUCCGAUCAAUUAUUUUUCCUCUCAUUUGCCUCUAUUUGGUGUGAAAAGGAAAGACCGGCCUCACUUAAAAAUUCAAUUCUCCAAGGUGUCCAUAGUCCAUCGAGAUUCAGAGUUAUUGGAACUUUAAUGAACAAUGAUAAUUUUGCCAGAGUAUUUAAUUGUCCUCGAGGAUCAUUGAUGAAUCCAGAGCAAAAGUGUAAAUUAUGGUGAAUUAAAUCAUCAAUCAAUUCGAAGGCAAUUUUUUCUUCCUCAUCAUCGAUCGACUGUUGAAAAGUAAAAACAAAACCAAAGUGAAUUCACCAAGAAUCUAAUUUAAAAACCUUAAGUUAAAUGCGAUUAUAGUUGUAAUAAUUUAAUCAUCCCGUCCAAACCAUUGAGAAUCAACAAAUUAACAUUAAUUAAUGUGGAAAUUUAUUUUUUAAACACCAACCAAAUAUCAUUAUCAAAUUAACUAAUCAUUUUCUUGGAAACACACAAACAAAACCCCAACAUUUUGUAUCUCUCAUAACUUCAACUCUCACUUUAUAAUUUAUUGAUGAUCUGAUGUUUUUUUUGUACCAUUUAAAAUAUUCAAAAAAACUUAUUAUAAUUGUAACUAAAUAAAUUUUUCUAAAUUUAUUUGAUCAA
Panonychus citri (citrus red mite) is the source of this 4290-nucleotide messenger RNA. RefSeq names its product neprilysin-4-like. The transcript has 14 exons. NCBI's taxonomy places the organism in Eukaryota, Metazoa, Arthropoda, Arachnida, Trombidiformes, Tetranychidae. Bases 1690 to 3873 code for a protein of 727 amino acids. The record is from RefSeq and is a predicted model, not a curated record. Gene Ontology annotation, molecular function: metalloendopeptidase activity. Gene Ontology annotation, biological process: protein processing. Gene Ontology annotation, cellular component: plasma membrane.